CUGGCGUGCCCUGCUUUUGUUGCUCUCUAGAAGUUAAAAAAAGCAAUGCCACUUUUUUGGAGGCUCCGGCUUGUUACGCACGAUGGCCAAGUCCCCAAGUCCCAUUAUCAAUGACGCGGACUGAUUGGCCAACACUCAGCCCCAGCACGCUGACCCCUCUUAUCCGGACAGACCGGUCCCGGUAACACAGGGGGUGGAUUUCUUAUCAAGCUCCGAUCGCAGCCAGUAAUCGGACCUGCACACAGACCCGCUCAUCUUAUCGUGUCUGCUUUGUGCAUGUCGAAACCCUAAAGCUUCUAACCACAAAUGAAGAACAUGUAAUAUAAAGCAACGUAUGUACCCGCCAGGACCCUGAGUUUUUACAGCAUCAGACAUCUCAUCUGCUGUAUCCUCUAAUGACAGACUCCUUGAAGCACGUGACUAGCAUUUCCCAGCACGAGGUAUCGGACGAGCCGUCCAAAUGGCAGAAGUUCAUCAAAUUUCUUCAGGUUGAAGACAACGCCGGGCUUCUGGCCACACAGCGGUAUUUGUAUAAUCAUGACUUGAAGCCCGUGGAGGCAGCGCGGAGAAAAUGGUCUUGGUAUAACUACGUGUCGUUUUGGAUCGCAGACUCGUUCAACAUUAAUACCUGGAUGAUUGCCGCCACCGGAGUGGAGGCGGGCAUGACCUGGUGGCAAACGUGGCUUUCCGUGUGGGUUGGUUAUUUUUUGGCCGGUGUGUUUGUGUCGAUUUCGGCGCGUGUCGGAGUGGUCAACCACAUCUCGUUCCCGAUCGCCACCAGGGCGUCGUUUGGCAUAUUCUUCGGCAUCUGGCCAGUGAUCAAUCGUGUGGUCAUGGCCUGCGUGUGGUACUCCGUACAAGCAAUGGUGGCAGGACCAUGUAUUGGGCUUAUGUUGCGGGCCAUUUUCGGCCAGAACUUGGACCAGACCAUGCCCGACGGCAUCUCCAACAACAACGUGACUACGUUUGAGUUCUUGAGUUUCUUUCUUUUCUGGUUGUUCUCGCUCCCGUUUUUGUGGUUUGCGCCUCACACCAUCCGCCACUUGUUCACGGUGAAGGCGUACAUUGCGCCCGUGGCCGGCGUGGCGUUUUUGGUCUGGACCUUAGUCAAAAGCAACGGGGCGGGCCCCGUGCUCAACCAGGCGCUGACGCUCCAGGGGUCUGCACUUGCAUGGGCGUUUGUCGAGCUGACCAUGAACUCAUUGGCCAAUUUUGCCACGUUGAUCACGAAUGCCCCGGACUUCUCACGUUUCGCCGAUAAGCCGUCGUUUGCCAUCAAGUACGUGGUGCAGACGGUGUCGAUCCCGCUCUGUUUCUCGAUUACUUCUUUGAUUGGAAUCUUGGUGACGUCCGCGUCCACGGAUUUGUAUGGCGUGACCUACUGGUCGCCGCUUGAUGUGCUUGGCCGCUUUUUGGACGACUACACCUCGGGCAACCGGGCGGGCGUUUUCUUCAUCAGCUUGGCCUUUGCCAUCGCGCAGCUCGGCACCAACAUCUCCGCCAAUUCGAUCUCUUUCGGCACGGACGUUACCGCGCUUUUGCCUCAGUACAUGAACAUCAGAAGAGGCCUGUACCUUUGUGCGCUUUUGGCGUUGGUCGUGCAACCCUGGAACUUGCUUUCCAGCUCGUCCAAGUUUACCACCUAUUUGUCCGCGUACUCGGUGUUCCUCUCGUCGAUCAUUGGCGUUAUUUGUAGCGACUACUAUGUGGUGAGAAGAGGCUUCCUCAAGUUGACGCACAUGUACUCGUCCCGGGCACCGGAGAACAAAGCCGAGUUGUCUUUCUACAUGUACAACCGUUUCGGGCUCAACUGGCGUGCGCUUGUGGCGUAUAUCUGCGGGAUUUUGCCCAACAUUGUUGGUUUUGUUGGCGCUACUUCCGGCGAGGACAAGGUGCCAAUGGGAGCAAACGAGGUGUACCGCCUCAACUUCUUCAUGGGCUUUUUCUCCUCGGGUAUUGUUUACGUGGGCUUAACGUAUUUCUUUCCUGUGGCUGGCACUCCUGACGUCAAGUUCUUCCAAAAAGGCUGGUUCGAGGAGCCCCAAGAUGUCGAGGACUUCGAGCUGGAGUUGUUGGGAUCUCUUCACGAUGGUCACGAAGCUCCGGAAUCAGUUUCCACUGGCAGCCUGGCGAAGAAAUUUUUAGAUUAAUGGGCAUGAAUGAUUAUGUGAAUAGUGUAUUUAAUGGUUGGUACAAUACAAGAAAUUAUGUGAUG
Molecule: messenger RNA, 2215 nt
Organism: Metschnikowia bicuspidata var. bicuspidata NRRL YB-4993
Lineage: Eukaryota; Fungi; Ascomycota; Pichiomycetes; Serinales; Metschnikowiaceae
Product: nucleobase cation symporter-1 family protein
Exons: 1
Coding region: 396-2150 (584 amino acids)
Biological process (GO): transmembrane transport; nucleobase transport
Cellular component (GO): plasma membrane
Molecular function (GO): nucleobase transmembrane transporter activity
Source: RefSeq, a predicted model, not a curated record